AUGAAUUAUAACCAUCACUAAAUCGUGGAGAUAUGGUUGAGGAGAUUCCGGGAAUGUUUGAACUUCUGCUAUGGAAGUGAUUCAUAAAUGAUUACCAUGGAAUUACAUAAAGGAAGUGUUUAAUUAUUGAGUGUACCUUAAAACAAAAACAUUUUCAACACCAGGAAAUAUAGAGUAAUGUUCAUGAUAAUGUUAGUUAUAUAACUUUCUACCCAAAACAUUAUACACUGCAUUGGAAAGAUUCGGAAACAUCUAUCUUUUAGGGAUUUCCUUAAUAAUGUUGAUUGAUCCAACAUUGUCUCCGUUUUACAGAUGGAUCACCAUCUUCCCUGUCGGAUUGAGUGUGAUAUUUUAUGUCUUUAUGGAAUUCAUACUCGACAUACGCAGAUAGACUCAUGAUCAUAAGAUAAAUAUGCAAACAACAUCCAGAGGAGCCAAAGAUGGUUCAUUGGAAACCAUAAAAUGGAGUGAUAUUCAAAUUGGAGAUGUACUCUAUCUGAUCAAAGGAGACAUUGUCCCUGCAGAUAUCAUCCUAUUGGACACAGGAUAAGUGAGAGACAGAGAGGCAAUUUGUAUGGUUGACACACAAUAUUACGAUGGCAAAUCUUCUCUGGCCAAGAAGAAAUCUUCCUAUUUGACUCAAUUGAUAGUCUUGAGAACAAGAUUGAAGAAUCAGUUUCCAGAAUACAGAAAAAUGUUGACUGGUAAAUUAGAAUAUGAAGCACCCAAUGGAAACACCGAAAGAUUUCAUGGUAGAUUAAAAUUGAAGAAGGAUCCCAAAAAUGAGGAAUUGACUAUAGACAAUUUCAUCCCCAAAGGCACAAAGAUUAAAUAGACUUCCUGGCUAUUCGGUCUAGUUGUCUACGUUGGUGAAAACACUAAAACUAUGCAAAGCAGUCAUUACAAUGCUUAGAAACACAGUUUUGAAGAAAAACAGUGCAAUUUCUAUUCAUUCCUCAUGGCUUGCUUAUCCCUCUUCUUUACUUUGAUUUCAAUCAUUGUUCUAUUAGCAAGAUCUGAUGAAGGCUACUUCGCCUUAUUAAUUGAUCACAAUACCACCAAUGGAAUGAAGGUCUUCUAAUUAGCAAUCCUAUAUGCCUAAUUAAUUCCAUCCACUCUUUAUCUACUAUUAGAUUUCGUUAACUUCGUUUCUUUAUUUAAAUAUGAAAUCAAUUAAAUUGAAGAUAAUAUUACUAAAUAUGUUAAAAUCAACACAGCUAACAACCUGAGUGAUUUAGGUCAUGUUGAUUACAUGUUGAUUGACAAAACAGGCACUUUGACUACUUCCUAUUACAAAUUGGAUAAUCUUUUAUUUGGUUCCCUGUCAUUUACUUUGAAUUAUGAUCAAUUGCAGACAACUUUGAAUUAAAAAUCAGUCAAGCCUGAAGAAAAUGAGGAUCCUGUUAAAUUUGCUAGCAUCAAUGAUGGCAAUGAAUAUUUGAUCCCAUUUGAAUACGAAAAGAAGACCAGUCAUGCAGAUGUCUAACCAAGUGGUAAAUUAUUGUUGAAAAGCGUAAAAACAUCCAAUAACAAUCCUAUUUUCAAUUAGAUUACAGCCUAGCCAUAGAAUAAGAGAAUGACAAUGUUGGAGAACUCAGUCUAAUAACCUUUGCAAUAUUAUAUGUAGACAAGAAUAUUUUUACCACAACCUAAAACUAGAAAUAGCCCUGGAAAUAAUAAUGAUGAAUUCAUUUAGUUAGUGAAUCAAUUAAGAAGUAGUUCACCUUAAAAAGAGUACCAAUAAACUGAAGAUAUAAACACAUUGUAUUAUGAUGCAUUUCUAAAAUGCUUAAUGUUAUGCCAUGAGGCUAGACCAGUAUUUGGGGCUGACUCUAUUACUUAUGAAUCCUUCUCAAAGAGUGAAGAAAUUGCAUUGACAUUUGCUCGUUCUUGUGGUUACUCCCUUGAAAAUUUCAACAAAUUUGAUAGUCCUGAUAUGUACUUAUGUAAAGUAAGAGGAAAUCCAAUAUGGUAUCAAGUUUUGGGAUUGAAUUUGUUUACAUACACUAGAAAUCUGAAUUCUGUUGUUAUUUAGGCUCCUAUGACGAUGGAUCUAGAUUUAAAAUAAAAGUAUGAAGCAAUCAACUAACUAUGUGGGGAAGGAUCGAAAAACAAUUCAUUAUUAAUUUGUAAAGGAGAUUAUGAAGCAAUAAAAGCAAAGUUGUAAUUAAAUCAUAAGGAAAGAGAAGAACUAGACUCUUACAUUCAGCAUUACAAACAGAGAGGAAUCAGAAUGAUUAUCUAUGCUACUAGAGUGUUGAGUGAGAAGGAGACUGAAAGUUACAAAUAACAAUUUAAUCUGUUGCAUAGUUCAUUAACAAACCAAGAUAUUCUUCUUGAGCAAUUGGCAUUAGAAUAUGAGAAGGAGUUGAAUAUUUUGGGGAUGACAGGAUUCAAAGAAGAAUUGAAAAAUGAUGCUUUAGAUUUCAUUAGAACUGUUAAAGAUUGUAACAUUGAUAUAUGGUUAUUGAGUGGUGAUUAGGAAGUGCAAACAAUCAGUUGUGCACAAUCUCUAGAGAUGACGGCGACGUCUAAAUAUCUGAGGAUUGUGGCCACCGAUAAGGAAUAGAUAUGGUUACAAAUUAAUACAGCUAUAGGACAGAUCUAAAGUGAAAUAUAGAAGAUACAAGAGAAAUAAUAAGAAAAGCAUUAGAAUGAUAAUAUGAUGAGUAGAAGUAUGAUUAAAUCAAGUGUGACAUUUUUUGAAGGAGCGCAAUAUUAAUAGGUGUUACAAUUCGUUUUAGUAGUUAAUGGUCAUUCCCUAUCUCUGAUUAGUGAAUCGCCUGAUCUAAUGAGUCAUUUCAGGUUCUUAUCUUGUGUUUGUAAGAAUGUGAUUGGAUUCAAUAUGAAUCCAUAAUAAAAGGAAUUAGCAUGUACGAUAAUUCGCAAUUACUUUCCUAACAAUCCUACUGUUCUGGGAGUUGGCGAUGGAUAUAAUGAUGCAUUGAUGAUGUAAGCUGCGAAUGUCAGUAUUGAAAUAAUUAACAGCAAAAGAAAUCACAUUUAUCCUCAAGUGAAUGCAGGUGACAUCAGUGUUAAUACACUUUCUGAAAUCAAGGUGUUGCUAUUAUAGAAAUGCAAAUUGCAUAGCGAAAGAGUGUCAUCUAUGAUCAUCUAUCUAUUUUAUUGUGCUGGUUUCUUAGGUAUGACUCUCUUCUUCUUUAAUUGGUUCUGCCAAUUCACAGCCACCUCAUUGCAUGAUUCAAUGACAGUGUUUUUAUACAUUUUUAUGUACACCACUCCAAAUGCCUUGGUCAUCGGUUUGGCUGAUAAGCAGACUUAACCUUUAGUGAAUACUCGAUUUCCUGCAUUUUACAUAGAUGGGUAAAUAAGAACUCGUAGAUUCUGGCUUUAUUAUCUCCUUGAAGGAUUUUUGGAGUCCUUCAUUUGUGCAGCUUACACAUUCUAUUCUUGUAUUUACAUGGUUAAUUAUGCAUGGACGAAUGAUGGUCACUAGUCAGAUUUACAAAUGGUAGCAACAUCAAUAAUCUAUUUGCUCAUCACUGUGUCUACUCUAAAAGUACUGUUUAGAUUGAUCUGCAAUAGUGUAAGUGUUGUGGUCAUAGCCUUUCUAUUGACUUUUGGAUUAUUGGUAGGCUUUGUUUUUCUUAAUUACAGAGGAGACUUUAGUAAUUAUGAUUAUCAAGAAUUGACAUAUCAGUUGUUUACUAGAUUUAAUAGCAUCGUUGCGAUGAUAUUUAGUCUAAUUGGGUGUUAUUUUAUCAAUUACUUUUUACAUGAUGUUAUAAAAUUGAUAUACUUUCCAAGUGCAUAUUAAUAAUUUGCAUUUCAGAAUAAAAGCGGUGUAGAAUAGGAAGUGAUUACAAACAAAGAGAUUUUACAUCAAUGUCUAGAUUAGCAUGUGUAAUAUUUAAUUAUUAUUAUAUGAUAGUAAUGUUUCAUCCAUAAUUCAGAAGGUGUUCAUUGAUUGUUCAGCUACUUCACCUUACAUAUAAGAGAUGUUGAAUCCAGGUGAUACCAAAGUAACUGAAAUGAAAUUGAAACCUCUCACUCUUGAGAUGAAGGAGCUGGUUUUGGAAUAAAAGUUUUUAGCUCACAAAUUAGUUCAAUCCCUCAAGCAUUUGCGAGUAUUCUUAUGCAUUCUGUUAUUAUACUACAUUGCAUAUUGUUUAACAGACUUCUUUUUGACAGAUCAAAGAGUGUUCACAGGAGCGUAUUACUUAGUUGUAUUUGGUAUCAUCUUUAUUAUAAUCCUCUUUUCGUGUAGUCAUGCAAUGGAAUAAUCAUAUUAUACAUACUCACAUAUCAUAGUGCUGAUCAUAUUUGCAAUCAAAGUAGCAAUAGAUUGGUUAUCAGAUGAUUUGACUAUAACUCUCUCUGCUACUUUAGUGAUCUUAUUUAGUACAUUUAAUUCGAUGAAUAUGAGUGUGAUUCCAAUAAUGUUGUACAACAUCUGUUACUUGAUUCAACUAAUUGUAAGAAUCUUGAUAGUUGUGAUUUCAACAGAUCUCAGCACUUCCAAUGGAACUUAUUCUCAAAGUAGAGUAUCUGUGUAUGCAGCCAGCACUCAAAUUCUAUUGGUUGUGAGUAUCACUAUUAGAUUUUUGUUCAGUUACUACAAGUCGAUCAAACAUAGAAGAAAUGACUACUUAGCAAAAUAUUCAAUAGAACAAGAUAAUAUAGCUGCCCAAGACAUAUUGAGCAUCUUGGUGCCUAGAUUUGUGAGACAACAAAUUUCAAUAGGAUAAUUUUCAAUGCAAUAGGCUUAGGAUGAUGUUUCUAUUUUGUUUGCUUACAUUUGUGAUUUUGAUACAAUCAUGAAGGAAGAAGGCAAGAAUGUAGUGUUGAUGUUGGAUUCAUUGUUUAGAUUGUAUGAUAAUUUGUGUAUUCAACAUGGAGUGCAGAAGAUUGAAACUGUUGGAUAUACAUACAUGGCUGCCACAGGUAUUAAGGCAUGUGAAUAAAAUAUGACAGCUCAUGUGACAAGGAUAGAGAAGACUAUGAGAUUAGUUAAUAUGGCAUUUGAUAUGAUGUAGUAAGUGCAAGGGAGAAAGUAUGGAAAGGGUAAUCAAAUUGAGAUGAAGAUUGGAAUACAUGUGGGUCGAGUCAUUGCUGGAGUGAUAGGUCAUCAUAAACCUCAAUUUUCUUUGAUAGGGGAUCCUGUCAAUUAGACAAGUAGAGUAGGGUCAACUGGAGAUACAGGAGCCAUAACAUUGAGUGAACAGGCUUUUAAAUAGGCAAGACAUGGAAUCAAGUACUAUUAGAAGAAAUAGAAGGAAGCUAAAGGUUUAGGAAUCAUUGAUACUUAUUAAGUGUUCAAGACUAAACCAAUAGGUUAUUAAAUACCAAAGGCAUUUCAAUUAUGGUAGAACUGCACUAAGCUUGUUGUAAAGGAGUUAAGAUAGCAGGGAAGUUCAAAAACCAAAAAGUAAAGGUAAUUCCUAUCAUAAUUACACAACUCAAUAUACCAGGAUAAUUUGAAAUAGUAGAGCAAACUUGAUAUAUCUCCUAAAGGACCAUAGCCAGUUCAAGCACAACAAGGGUCAGUUCAUGAAGACAAUAGAUCAAGAUUAACAAUACCAGCAUAACCUCCUGAAUAAGUGCCAACUGAAGAUUCAGUAUUGAUGACAAAUGAAUAAGACGAGAGAGUAUUGGAGUUGGAAUUGAUUAAACCAAAUAUAAUUCUGGACAUACCAGAAAAUGAAAUAAAAUCCAAUUUCAAUCAAAUUCUUAAGGAACAAAAUGUAGAUGAAUCAAGAGUGGGUAUGAUAUUUUUGUGGAUCACUUAUUUCGUUAUUACUCUGUUAUCAAUAAUAGUUCGUAAAUUGUUUAAUCAUGAUUUGUUGAUCUUCGUAUUGAGAGUAUUAGAUUCAAUAUUUAUAAAUAGGCUAUUUUCCUGAUUGUAUCAUUAGUACUAUUUCCAAUCCUAUCCAAGGCUUAUAGAAAUAGAGUAGUUAACACUAUGUAUUACAUCUUGCUUAUUUACGCUGUCUUCACUGUCCUAUUCUAGGCUUAUUUAACUGACAAUAGAGAAGUAGCAAUUAUUUGUUUACUUGAAAUACUGUACAUUAUGAUAGUGUCUUGUUAGAUGAAAAUGUUUUCAUUUCUGUAAGUAAUACUCUAUAUGAUGAUCAUGUUUGGAUUGUUCUUAGGAUUCUACAUUUCUACAGACUUAAUCACUCAUUAUGCAAUCUUCUAUAUUUGUUGUUGCAUGCUCAUCCUAUUGUUAGGAUAUUACCUAGCAAUGAGUGAACAAAUACAAAUGUUCAACAACUUAUAGAUCAACGAAGAAAAGAAAGUCAAACAAAUUAAUCUUGUUAGUUAACUGUUACCUAUGCAUUCCUAUCUUAAAAUGAAGAAUAGUUCCAUCUACGACAAAAGUGACUUUAUAGAUGAGUUUGAUGAUGUGACUCUUCUCUUUGCUGACAUUAAAGGAUUCACUGAGUACUCCCACACUCAGAGUCCAGAAGGUGUCGUACUCAUGUUGAGAAAUCUCUUCACUGAAUUCGAUAAACUAUGUUAAAGAUACAAUGUCUACAAAAUGUACACUAUUGGGGAUUGUUAUGUUGUUAUGGGAUUCACUAAUAGUGCCAAACGAAAUGUAUUUAGUCAUAUUCAUUAUUUAGCCUAUUCAAGAAGCCAUUAACACUGUCAAAAUGGGAUUUCAGAUGGUCGAUAUCAUUAUGUCUGUUAGAUAGAAAAUCAAAUUUGAUAAAUUGAACAUGAGAAUCGGUAUCCACACUGGAUAGGUAACUGGCGGUAUCAUUGGAACUGACAUUGUCCGAUAUGAUAUCUAUGGAAAAGAUGUCUCCGUUGCCAAUAAAAUGGAAAGCAGUGGAGUUGAGGGAAGAGUUCAAGUCUCUGAGACCACAAAGUUGAUGAUAGAAAGAGCUGGAAAACAUGCUUUCAACUUUAAAUUCCAUCAUGUAAAUUAGAUUUUCUAAUGUAGGACGUUGAGUUGAACAAAUUCAAUAUGAAUAUCAAGGGAUUCCUUGUAGAUUGGGACAAAACAAGAGAAGAGGCUAGUCUAGAUCCAUACAGAUCACCAAGUCGCCAUUGAUGAU
This is a messenger RNA of Paramecium octaurelia, 7025 nucleotides long. The record is from the annotation of a GenBank genome assembly. Lineage: Eukaryota; Ciliophora; Oligohymenophorea; Peniculida; Parameciidae.